AUUGGAAGGCCAAGGAAAGUGACCUGCCUUCUGCGCCAAACUGCCUUCAGCAUCAUUUUCUCAGUUGCUGUCUCUUCUGUCUUGGCAAAAACCAUCACUGUGGUUCUGGCCUUCCUGGCCACAAAGCCAGGGAACAAGGUGAGGAGAUGGCUGGGGAAGAGUCUGGCAAACACCAUUGUCAUUUUCUGUUCCAGUGUCCAAGUGGUCGUCUGCAGCAUCUGGCUGGGGAUCUCUCCUCCAUUCCAGGACUUUGACACAAGCUCCCAGGUUAAAGAGAUCAUCCUACAAUGCAAUGAAGGGUCUGUUGCCAUGUUUUAUGGUGCUCUUGGUUACAUGGGCUUCCUGGCUGCCAUCUGCUUCACGGUGGCUUUCUUAGCAAGGAAUCUGCCGGCAGCCUUCAAUGAAGCCAAGCUGAUCACCUUCAGCAUGCUGGUCUUCUGCAGUGUUUGGGUGUCCUUUGAGACCCUGAAAUGGGGAAGUGCAGAGAAUCUGUGA
This is a messenger RNA of Podarcis muralis (Common wall lizard), 495 nucleotides long. Lineage: Eukaryota; Metazoa; Chordata; Lepidosauria; Squamata; Lacertidae. The record is from RefSeq and is a predicted model, not a curated record.